UACGACAGUAGAAACGGAUGAUGAUUCGGCUGUCACGAGAUUCAAAACAUUCGCUAUGAAUCAUUUUUUGUCGUAUUGGACGCCGUCAAAUAAGACAGUGGCUGGGGAAUAUCUUGCUUUUACCUCGAUUUCUACUUUUGCACAACGGGAUUUAAACAAAGCACCCACUAGAAAACCUGUGUGUGCGUCUUUGGUGUCUAUAUUACGGCCGUAAACCACACGCAGCAUGGCCGCUUCCUGAUGUCGGUAAAACGUUGUCUUACUUAAGGGACUUUGUUAUUCCCUUAAAAAAACGGCGGAAACCACAACCAUUCUCUGAAUUUUGGCAAAGAAACUGUACGCAGUUCAAGAAAACUGUACGUAGUUCAAGGUGAUGAUUUUUAGGGGUUGUCAUAACCGCAAUCUGACAAUGCAUUCGUUCUUGUUAGCAUCGUCCAUGUUGAGACAAAAGUUUCCCACCUUGGAGAGCUUCCUAUGGCGAGUCUCCAGACGUGCCAGUCACCUUGCCAGACAGCAGUAUGACGUGAUCGUGGUGGGCGGGGGUCACGCAGGUACCGAGGCUGCUGCUGCGGCAUCCCGAGUCGGAGCACAGACACUGCUGGUCACACAGAAAGUUCACACCAUCGGUGCGCUGUCGUGCAACCCCUCUCUGGGUGGAGUGGGGAAGGGUCACCUGGUGAAGGAGGUGGACGCUUUGGAUGGCGUGUGCGGUCGAGCGGGAGACUGGGCUGGCAUCCAUUUUUCUAUCUUGAAUCGCAGGAAGGGUCCCGCUGUGUGGGGACCCCGGGCUCAGUUGGACCGCCAACGCUACCGCCAAUUCAUUCAGUCCGAGCUGCUGUCCACUCCCAGAUUGACGGUGCUGGAGGGAUCAGUGGAGGAGCUUCUUGUUACAGAAUCUAACCCAGAAGAGCCUGGAUGCCACAGAGUCACUGGGAUACGUUUAGGUGCAAGCCUCCCAAUUUCCGCCCACUCUGUGGUUCUUACCACGGGUACUUUCCUGUCCGGCUCCCUCUUCAUGGGUCAGAACACAUCCCCGGGGGGACGGAUCGGAGAUGCACCGUCCAGCGCCGGAAUGUCCCACACGUUGAGGGAGCGCCUGGGGUUGAAGAUGGGUCGACUCAGGACGGGCACCCCUCCUAGAAUAGUCAAGGCUUCGGUGGAUUUUGACCAGGCUACGCUACACCCGCCCGACAGUCAACCGAGUCCUUUCAGCUUCCUCAAUAGCCACACUCACUGCAAGGCCGAGGAGCAGCUGCCGUGCUACUUGACCUAUACCACUCCCGGUGUGGAUAAAGUGGUGAAAGAGAGUCUUCAUCUCAAUUGUCACAUACAGCAGGACACAAAGGGCCCCAGGUACUGCCCUUCAAUUGAGUCCCGAGUACUUCGCUUCCCGGGGAGGCAACAUCAGGUCUGGUUGGAGCCCGAGGGGCUGACUUCUGACCUGGUGUACCCGCAGGGUCUCUCCAUGACAAUGCCCCCCGACAUGCAGCUGCAACUCAUCAGAGAGAUCCCGGCCCUGCACACGGCUGAAAUCCACACACCCGGUACGUGCGACCCUAAGCAUGUUUUUAAAAAAAAGAAAGAAAGGAAAAGUCAAACAUGUAAAUUGAGGUCUAUUUUUCUUUGCGUGUUAGGCUACGGCGUGCAGUAUGACUUUGUGUGCCCGACUCAGCUGAGCCCUGCGCUGCAAGUGAAAAGCACCCAAGGUCUUUUCCUGGCCGGGCAGAUUAACGGGACCACGGGGUACGAGGAGGCAGCUGCGCAGGGCUUGUGGGCGGGGGUCAACGCAGCCCGCGCGGCACUCUGCAUGCCCACAAUGGCGCUGUCUCGUACCGAGAGCUACAUCGGCGUUCUGAUUGAUGACCUCGUGACACGAGGCGUGACGGAACCUUACCGCAUGUUCACCAGUCGGGCGGAGUUUCGAACGUCACUCAGGCCGGACAAUGCGGAUCUGCGACUCACCCUCAAAGGCUUUGCGGAGGUGGGGUGCGUGUCCUCCCGCCGCUACCAGCAGACCGUAAGAGUGAGAGACCGUCUCCAGGAUGCGCUUGCAGCUCUUCGGGAUGUCUCUCUGUCCGCCACAACAUGGAGACACAAAUUGCCUGGCGUGCACAUCAGCGAGAUGAAGGCCGCCAAUCCGACUGGCUUGGAGAUGCUUCAGUACAACGACGCCACCUUUGAAAUGUUGGUCUCGGUUUUCCCGGAACGCCUUUCACCCUACACGGAAUUCUCGCAACGGCUGAAGAUAGAAGGUGCUGUGUACAGGCCUCACUGCGUCCUCCAGCAGAAGGAGAUUGAGAGAAUUCAAAAAGAGGAGAGCAUGUCUCUCCCACAGGAUUUGGACUAUUUGUCCCUACCAGUCUCUCUGUCACAAGAGGUCCGGGAAAUUUUGGACAGAGUUCGGCCCAGCACGCUUGGUGCUGCUACGCGUUUGCAAGGAGUAACGCCAGCUGCAAUUGUCCAUCUUUUCAACUAUGUCCUUCAUUCGGGGAAGAAGGAGAAAAGUACGCACAGGAGCUAACCCGAGGAAAAGGAGAGUCUACGGAAGGAGAUGUGUACCCGCCCCCCAAAAAAUAAAUACACCUACACCCCAAAUGCUGUUACUAAAAAUGUACAAAAUCUGGUUCAAUAAAGAAAUGCCAUGUCA
This is a messenger RNA of Hippocampus zosterae (dwarf seahorse), 2647 nucleotides long. It is a transcript of the gene mto1, whose product is annotated as mitochondrial tRNA translation optimization 1. Gene Ontology annotation, molecular function: flavin adenine dinucleotide binding. Gene Ontology annotation, biological process: tRNA methylation; tRNA wobble uridine modification. NCBI's taxonomy places the organism in Eukaryota, Metazoa, Chordata, Actinopteri, Syngnathiformes, Syngnathidae. Gene Ontology annotation, cellular component: cytosol. The record is from RefSeq and is a predicted model, not a curated record. Bases 374 to 2521 code for a protein of 715 amino acids. The transcript has 12 exons.